CAAACAUAAAAUAACUGUUUCGUGUUUGUAAAUCGAAUAAGAAGUGAUUCUCCAAUCUUGAAUCAGUGUAUUUGUUUUUCUCAUUUAUUAUUUAAUUAUUAGUGUUAUUUGAUUAUAACUUAAUUUUUUAAAAUUGACUGUCAUGAUGAAAACCUACAUAAGCCAUGUUGUGGAUUUAGUAGUAUUAUUAUGUUUUGUGCAAUUUGCAACUUCUCGCCGUUAUCCAGAAGAGGGGUAUUUCUCAGGAAAUUACUUUGAUAAUCAACAAUAUGCCAAAAUAAAUGCUGGUCUUGGAAAGUUAGAGCACUUGCCAAAGUUGGUGAAUGAUUGGCCAGAUCCUGCUGUGGAAAUGGGCCAAGUAUCAGGAGUAUCCAUAGAUAAUGCUGGCCGGGUAUUUAUAUUCCAUAGAGCAAAAAAUGUCUGGGAUAGUCGCACAUUCUCUGAUCGAAAUGUUUAUCAAUCUAUAGGUGAACCACCAAUACCACACCCAACUAUUUUAGUUUUCAAUGAGACCGGGGACCUUGUUGAUAUGUGGGGUGAAAACCUUUUUUACAUACCCCAUGGUAUAACAGUGGAUGCAGCAGGGAAUGUAUGGGUGACUGAUGUGGCUCUUCACCAAGUUUUUAAAUUUACACCAGAUCAGAGAGAGAAACCUGUUAUUACACUUGGAGAAAAAUUUGUGCCAGGCAGUGAUGAUAAACAUUUCUGUAAGCCAAGUGCUGUUGCUGUUCAUUCUUCUGGGGACUUCUUUGUAUCAGACGGAUAUUGCAACACAAGAAUCAUUAAGUAUGCUGCAGAUGGGACAAAGAUAUUACAGUGGGGACGUGAGUCUGGUCAAACACCAUUUACUUUUUAUAUUCCACAUGCAUUGACAAUAGCUGAGGAUCAAAACGCUGUAUGUACUGCAGACAGGGAAAGAGGUAGAGUCGCCUGCUUCAGAGCUGAUAAUGGAACAUAUAUACAUUCUUAUUCUCAUUGGCUGAUUGGGCCUAGAAUAUUUAGUGUUGCAUAUUCUCCAAUACAGGGCGGCAGACUAUACUUAGUAAACGGGCCUUCAAGGGGAAUACCAGUUAGAGGUUAUGUCAUAGAAUACACCUCAGGACGUCUAAUACAGACUUUUGCCCCCGGCUCUGCCUUCCAUAAUCCUCACGAUAUCGCGGUCACCCCAGAUGGCAGCACUGUCUACGUAGUUGAACUUAACCCUUAUAAGGCGUACAAGUUUGUGGAUGACGGGUUGAAAGCGAAUUUACAGGUUGAGGUGAAACCAAAUGGGACAUUGCAUACAAAGCCAACAGCUACUAUUGAAGCGAGUGGCGUGGCGUUAGCUGGUGAAGGGGUUUUAGAGGGAUGGGGUGGGGCUAUGGGUGGGGCGUUGGGCGCGGCGGGAGCGGCGCUUGUGGCACUCGCAGCGCUGGCGCUUCUCAACGCACGAAAUCGCGGUAAGAGAGACCCACUCUUGUGCACGCCACACGAUGAUAUGCCUUGAUUUUAUCACUAUUUCGCUAGUAUUUGGAAUUAUUUAUAUUAUAUAUAUUGGAAGUAUUUUAGAUCUGAAAUAAGUGUCAUUGGUCUUUAAUACGAAUUGUAAUUGCAACGGGUCGUAGAUUUUACUUGAGAAAAACAUUCCUAUUAUUAUGCUUUUUUUGCUAUGACUUGUAAUAAUUUCAACACGCGUAUUUAAGAUGUUUAACGUAAAUUAUUACGUCUGACUGCGCUCAGUUGCAUAAUUUAAAGGCAUUUUUAAUUCAUAUUCAAGUGAAAAGUAAAUGUUAAGGGGUGUGAGCAGAUAGACAUAAUGUGUUUGUCUUGUUCACACCUAUAAUAGAUUGUCUAUGGGCUAGAAACGCAUUGAAGUUUUAUAGUCUAAGUAACUUGCCAAGUAUUAUAUUUUGUUUCUGUAUGAUUUAAUAUUGUUUUCUCAAAUUUUACUGUUAUACAAUUUUACUUAGGAAUGUACACAAAAUAUUUAUUUUUGUUUAUAGAAUUAGUUGAAAU
Molecule: messenger RNA, 1995 nt
Organism: Pieris rapae (cabbage white)
Lineage: Eukaryota; Metazoa; Arthropoda; Insecta; Lepidoptera; Pieridae
Product: peptidyl-alpha-hydroxyglycine alpha-amidating lyase 1
Exons: 8
Coding region: 143-1486 (447 amino acids)
Biological process (GO): peptide metabolic process
Cellular component (GO): extracellular region; membrane
Molecular function (GO): protein binding; catalytic activity
Source: RefSeq, a predicted model, not a curated record